AAUCAAAACAUAUUUUAAGACUUUACCAGUUUCAACAAUUAAUUCAAUUCGAUUGCUAUGUUUAAGUGUUCGUGAAAAUUUGAAAUGACUGCCUGACGGGCCUCAUGACAAACUAGUUUAACGGAUGAAGACCGAGCUGUUCCAAAAUGUGUUUACAUCUUGAAUAUACACGUGCAGCAGUGUGAGAAUUUUACCGGAGCUAAGAUCUAUAAAUAUUUACAGAUCUUUGAUCGGAGAUGGCCAAAAGUUUACGCAGUAAGCACCGGCGAAGGAUGAGGAGUGUCAAGAGGGAGAAAUAUGGCAAGAAGCAAAUCGAAAUACUAAAAAGCACUUUAGCAAAUGCAGUUACAAAAGACGUAGAAAUGAAAGAACUCUGCACAGUUAAAACAGCAGCUGAAGUAAAAGCUGAAACAGCAGAAAAGAUGGAGACCAACCAGGCAUCUACCAAAUACAACCCUAAAACCCUUAAGAACGAACAUGGCAACUACCCAGUGUGGGUAAACCAGCGCAAAAUUAAAAAGGUGAAGAAGCAACAGCAGAAAAAGGCAAAACAAACUUUGAAGAACAAAAAGAAAUAACAUCUUAACAAUUUGUGUUCAAAUACUUGCACAAUUAAUUUACCGGCAAUGUAUGUGUUGUGUUCCAACUGAAGAAUGAAGAUAUAUUUUAGAAACUGCAAGACAAAUUAUGUAUGAAGAAGCAUGUAUUUGUUGUGCAUUUCAAGUUAUAUAUAAUGUGGUAGUUAUUGUGUUCAUAACAAAAAUUAACACAUUAAAAUUCUUUUUUUGAGAUUUGUAGUAUUUCAACUUAAACUUAAAGUCAAUAUACUAUCAAUUGAUAUGUUAAUUAAUGUAUUCCUUUACACAAGGUCAUGUUGAUAUGUUGAACCAUUUUAGCUACACUAUUGACCAAAUAGUUUGAGCUUUAUAACUCAUCAGUUUGUCUUUCCAUCACACUGGUUAAGUGUUUGAAGCAAUAACUAGGUGUCUCUGUACGCAUAUGCAUGUAAAACCGUAAAAUGUUCAAGGUCUCAGUGUUACAGAUACAUAACUUGUGUCAUUGGGUCAUUAUUUAGUCAGUGAAUUAGGAUCAUGACUCUAACCUCCAAAUAAGAAUCAUAUAUGUUCUUUGCGAACUUAGAAGGUUCAUGUGAAUGUUUAAUUGAAACAACUUCUUUUCUCUGUACCUGGUAUUGAUAGUAAGGAUUUUAUUAUAAAUCCCCACACAAAUAAUCGGGUAGAGAAUCAAGCAAGUGAUCUUCAGUUUAUAAUAUAGUCCAGGGGACUGUGCCCUACCAUCUUAGCUCGCUAGGCUUGGAAAUGUCAGGUCAACAAAUGAAAUUGGUGAGGUCAAUUAAUGAACAUUUAAAUAAUCAAGAUCGAAUGAGCACACUGUUUUGGGAGCUCUUGUUGGUAUUGUUUGAAUAUUCAUUAAAAUUACAGCAUGAA
Molecule: messenger RNA, 1448 nt
Organism: Dreissena polymorpha
Lineage: Eukaryota; Metazoa; Mollusca; Bivalvia; Myida; Dreissenidae
Product: protein LLP-like
Exons: 3
Coding region: 237-578 (113 amino acids)
Biological process (GO): dendrite extension
Cellular component (GO): nucleolus
Molecular function (GO): RNA binding
Source: RefSeq, a predicted model, not a curated record